GUUGACUGUAAGAUGCUGUGCCUUAUAACGGUGGGGUUCCGCCUCCCCAGCAGGUCCUGCUCUGCCUCCAUCUCUUCGCUUCGCUCUUAUCGCAGGUUUUCCUUCUACGUUAUUUUCCGCCAUGACUCCAUCGGUGAGAUCUUUUGUCCCUGCUGUCGUCGUCCUCUUCUUCAUUCUGAGCCUUCUUUACUUCAACUACGAACCACCAUACGCUGUGCCGGUCGCUGAACAAUCAAGAAAACCAUUCGGCAGCGACGUAUCCCUACAGCAAAUUCUUCAGUUCAUUUAUAAUCCAAACAAGGCUUCGAUAACAACACCGUCAUUCUCGCACGGCGGCAAGACAUACGAACUGCCCUCCGACUUGGGCUACACCUCGCCAUUAGGCAAGGAUGUGUGCAUCCUCGACGUGGACACUCGGCCGUUUAAUGCUGAAAACCAAAUAUUCCAUGGCGCAAAUUUUGACUGGUCGAAGCUCGAUCCAUACUCGGGAGGCAUAAUUAACCACUAUAUGUACGCGCAAAUGCAUGGCUACGAUUACAAAUUUCUUCAAACUGCCACCGAAUCGGAGCGCCAUCCUACCUGGGUCAAAGUCUCCGGCCUAGCGAACGUGCUCAAAUCCUACAAAUUCGUCGUCUUCCUCGACGCGGACGCCCUCUUUAACCAAAUGCACAUCCCCAUUGAAUGGCUCCUGAAUUACUGGUCUAUCAAUGUGACCACCUCGCUCGCCAUGGCCUUGGACCCACCGGGCGCCGUAAACAACGACACUUACGGCCGACGGUACUCCAACACCGGGUUCAUCAUCGCGCAGAACAAUGCGAAAACGCACGAGAUACUCAAGGCGUGGGAUGAGUGCCCUCGUGAGACGCGAUACAAAGGCUGCUCUGAGUGGAACAAGGUCCGGUUCCACGAACAGAGCGCGUUCGGUACGUACGUAAGGUACGACUACGAUCAGUAUCUCAAAGAGCUGCCGUGCGAUGAGGCGAAUGGGGAGUGGGAUCUGGAGAAUUGCAGAGGCGUUUUUAUCCAGCAUAUGUGGUGGAGGACACCCACGGUGAGGAGCCAUUUCGGAGAUAGGACAUUGCAGUUCCUGAUGGAGAGAAUGCAUAAGCAUGCCAUGGAUGAGAAGGAGAAGAUAAUAGAUACCCAGGUGCAGAAUACGGUUAACCGAUGAAGACAAAAGAGGGCGGUUCAUCGCACGAAGCAUGCAUGGGUACGGCGUUCAAC
Trematosphaeria pertusa is the source of this 1224-nucleotide messenger RNA. RefSeq lists its product as uncharacterized. Gene Ontology annotation, biological process: protein N-linked glycosylation. The record is from RefSeq and is a predicted model, not a curated record. NCBI's taxonomy places the organism in Eukaryota, Fungi, Ascomycota, Dothideomycetes, Pleosporales, Trematosphaeriaceae. Gene Ontology annotation, cellular component: Golgi membrane. Gene Ontology annotation, molecular function: glycosyltransferase activity. Bases 122 to 1171 code for a protein of 349 amino acids. The transcript has 3 exons.